This is a messenger RNA of Fulmarus glacialis (Northern fulmar), 2242 nucleotides long. It is a transcript of the gene P4HA2, whose product is annotated as prolyl 4-hydroxylase, alpha polypeptide II. The coding region runs from base 161 to 1786 and encodes 541 amino acids. Gene Ontology annotation, cellular component: endoplasmic reticulum. The transcript is spliced from 15 exons. NCBI's taxonomy places the organism in Eukaryota, Metazoa, Chordata, Aves, Procellariiformes, Procellariidae. The record is from RefSeq and is a predicted model, not a curated record. Gene Ontology annotation, molecular function: protein binding; iron ion binding; L-ascorbic acid binding. Gene Ontology annotation, biological process: peptidyl-proline hydroxylation to 4-hydroxy-L-proline.
AGAAGACAUUUUUGUAAUAAAACCUCUUGCCCCUUAAUUUCAUAGGUGCUCUGUGAGGGUGAAGCUGAGCUGAAAGGCCACCACAGCUGUCUUCACCAGGGUAAUACUUCAGCUUUCUGGCAUUAAGGACCUAGGAAAUAAUCCCACAGCUAUCUGGAAGAUGAAGCCCUGGCUGCAGUUGGUAUUCUUUAUCUGUAUUUUCUUGAUCUGGCACACAGAAGCAGAGUUCUUCACCUCCAUAGGUCAAAUGACAGACCUGAUUUAUGCAGAGAAAGACCUGGUGCAGUCUUUAAAGGAAUAUAUCCGAGCAGAAGAGAACAAGCUCUCUCAGAUUAAAAGCUGGGCUGAAAAAAUGGAUGUACUGACUAGCAAAUCAACCUCUGAUCCAGAAGGGUAUUUGGCACAUCCUGUAAAUGCAUAUAAACUGGUGAAGCGUUUAAAUACUGACUGGCUGGAAUUGGAAAACCUGGUUCUUCAGGACACAACAAAUGGCUUUAUUGCAAAUCUUACAAUUCAGCGUCAGUUUUUUCCAACUGAAGAAGAUGAGACUGGAGCUGCGAAGGCUCUGAUGCGCCUGCAGGACACAUACAAACUGGAUCCUGAAACUCUCUCUCGAGGAAACUUACCAGGAACAAAAUAUAGAUCCACUUUGACAGUAGGUGACUGCUUUGGUAUGGGCAAGACUGCUUACAAUGAUGGAGACUACUAUCACACAGUACUCUGGAUGGAACAAGCCUUAAAACAACACGAUGAGGGGGAGGAUACAACAGUCAGCAAAGUGGAGAUCCUAGAUUAUCUCAGCUAUGCUGUUUUCCAGUUUGGGGAUUUACACAGAGCCAUGGAGCUUACCAGACGUCUGAUAUCCCUUGACAGUACUCAUGAGAGAGCAGGCAGUAAUCUGCGGUACUUUGAGAAGUUGCUGGAGAAGGAGAGAGGAGAGAAGGAGAAAGAGAAGUCAAUAAACAAGACCAUGACAACGACAGAACCAGCGGUGCAAAGUGGUGCCUAUGAGAGGCCUCUUGACUACUUGCCGGAACGUGAUAUCUAUGAGGCCCUUUGCAGAGGUGAAGGGGUAAAAAUGACACCUCGAAGACAGAAAAGGAUGUUUUGUAGAUACCAUGAUGGAAACAGAAACCCUCAUCUGCUCAUAGCUCCCUUUAAGGAAGAAGAUGAAUGGGAUAGCCCUCAUAUUGUACGAUACUAUGAUGUCAUGUCUGAUGAAGAAAUUGAGAAAAUUAAACAACUGGCUAAGCCAAGGCUGGCACGAGCCACAGUACGUGAUCCCAAAACCGGUGUCCUUACAGUGGCUAGCUACAGGGUAUCAAAAAGCUCAUGGUUGGAGGAAGAUGAUGAUCCUGUUGUGGCCAAGGUGAACCAACGAAUGCAGCAGAUCACAGGGUUAACAGUAAAAACAGCCGAACUAUUGCAGGUUGCCAACUAUGGAAUGGGAGGGCAAUAUGAGCCACACUUCGAUUUUUCUAGGAAAGAUGAGCCAGAUGCUUUCAAGCGGUUAGGGACUGGAAAUCGUGUGGCCACUUUUUUAAACUAUAUGAGUGAUGUAGAAGCUGGAGGAGCUACAGUUUUCCCAGAUUUUGGGGCAGCAAUAUGGCCCAAGAAGGGAACAGCAGUGUUUUGGUACAAUCUUUUCAGAAGUGGUGAGGGUGAUUAUAGAACAAGGCAUGCAGCUUGCCCAGUACUAGUAGGGUGUAAAUGGGUUUCAAACAAAUGGUUUCACGAAAGAGGAAAUGAAUUCUUAAGACCUUGUGGGAGAACAGAGGUUGACUGAAACCCAACCUGCUGCAGGCCAUUGUUUCUCUGUCUCCUUUUCUACUGUUGUUUGUUCCAGUUCAUUUCUAAGAAAUGAUCCAUCUUUUUCUCCAAGAGUCCUGGCACUUUACCAAAAAAGGACAACAAAUUAUGUAACACCUGUGAAAGAAAGUAAAUGGCGUUAUACACACACUUGUGUUUUGGUUGCUGUUAUUUCCAUGUUUCCCCCUGCCCCUGCCAUCCUCCUUUGACCUGCCUUCCGCCCUCCCAACUUUCUCUGUACUAGUGGUGCAAACAGUGCUGUGGGUGAUUCAGUAUGUUUGGGUGACUGGUCUUGUGCCUUUUGUACCUCGGAAGAUUUAGAUGAUAAAUAUUUCUUUGAACCAAAGGGUUUUUUUAAAGUUUUGUGUACAUGUUGAUUUUAUUGUAUUUCUAUGGAUCACAAGUUUUGAAACAAAAAUAAAUGUUCUUGCCA